UUAUUUUCUCGAAUUUUCCCAGACGAAGUUUUUUUUAUUGGCUUCUGUCAAAGAAAAGACUUUUCUGGGUUUUUUCUUAGCAGUGAAGCUUCUCAAUACCCAGUUUUUACUUUUGUUGUUGUAUAGACUCUGUUCUUGUGAGAUUAUAUUACAUAACUUUUUUGAAAAAAAGAUGGGAAAGCAAGGGCCUUGCUAUCACUGUGGUGUCACAAGCACACCUCUAUGGAGAAACGGACCACCAGAGAAGCCUGUAUUGUGCAAUGCGUGUGGUUCGAGAUGGAGAACUAAAGGAUCAUUAGUAAACUACACUCCCCUUCAUUCUCGUGCUGAAGGUGCUGAGAUUGAAGAUCACAGAGCUCAAAGGAUGAUGAUGAUUAAUGGAAUGUCUGUGAAGAAAAAGAUUCCAAAGAGGAAACCAUAUCAAGAAAACUUCACAGUUAAAAGAACCAACUAUGAAUUCAACAACGGUUUCAAGAAGAGGCCAUUAGAUGAAGAAGCUAGCAAUAGGUCGAGUUCAGGCUCGGUUGUAUCUAACUCAGAGAGCUGUGAUCAAUCCAAUGCGUGGGAAACGACUUUUCCUUGUAAGAAGAGGACAUGUGUGGGGCGUCCUAAGGCGCCUUCUUCUGUUGAGAAGCUCACAAAGGAUCUCUAUAGUAUCUUACAGGAACAACAAUCUUCUUGUGUCUCUGGUUGUUCAGAGGAAGACUUGCUUUAUGAGAAUGAGUCACCAAUGGUGAUAGGACAUGGGAGUGUUCUCUUGAGAGAUCCUCAUGAGGAAUCUGAAGCUAGCUCACUCUUGGUUGAGAGCAGCAAGUCCUCAUCAAUGCAGUCUGAUGAGUUUGUGGUGAAUAGAGUCCAGAGAUCUCUAAACUUUGGUGGAAAAGCUAUAAAGCAGGAGCAACUCAAGAGGACCAAAUCUCAAGCCUUGGGAAGACAUAAUUUACCACUUUGUAACAUAGAUUUGAAGGAUGUUUUCAACUUUGAUGAGUUCAUAGAAAGAUUCACAAAGGAAGAACAGCAAAAGCUGAUGAAAUUACUUCCUGAAGUUGACUCUGUUGAUCUUCCUGAUAGUCUUAGAAGCAUGUUUGAGUGUUCUCAAUUCAAAGAAAACUUCUCCUUGUUCCAGCAACUAGUUGCAGAUGGUGUCUUUGAGACAUUAUCACCAUCUUCUUCUUCCUCUGGAUCAAAACAUGAAGACUUUAAGACUCUUGCAAAGCUUGCUUUAUCUGAUCCUAACAAAUCCCAUUUGUUGGAAAGCUAUCACAUGCUCAAGGAACAGAGAAAAGAGAUUAAAGAGUCUGUUACUAAACCAUCAGAUAAUCAUAGUCUAGUAACCAUUGAAAGACCUUGUGAAAGCCUAAACCAAAAUCUCUCAGAGACAAAGGCUUUGAUGAAGUGUCCCAAAGAAGUGAUGAAGAUUAGAUCAAAAAACAUUGAAACCAAAGAGACUAUAGAGAAUACUGUCUCUUCCUUUAGCCAUAUGAGCUAUGGUGCGUCUAUGGAAUUUAGCUAUGAAGAUAAUGAUAUAUCUGAUCAGGAUCUUCUUCUUGAUGUGCCGCCGAAUGGAUCAUAUCCCCAAGCAGAGCUUCUUCACAUGAUAUGAAAGAAGAGAAAGUUUCUUAAACUCAUUGGUGUUUCUCAGAACAAAGCCUUUUUAAAGAUCUCUCUCUCUCUCUAUUUCUAUAUCUCUAAUAGUUGAAGAGAAAACUCUUUUACUCAUAAGACUUUGCUGAGAAAACUGUUGCCAAAUGAGAUUUUCAAUCUGCAGAUAUAUAAUAAAGAAAGGAUAUUAAUGUAAGGGGUCUUCUUGGCGGUCUUCUUUUUACAUAUACAGUCUUCUUGUUCUUACUAAACUCGAAGAACAAGAAAGUUUCGUUUCCUUAUUAAAAUAUUUUUAUUGUGCUCUUAUUAUGUAGAAGAUGAGAUUCAUGAGAACAUAUUUUUGUAAGAAGUAUUAGGUUAUUUUGCCAAGAUUCAGAGUAUUGAUGAUCAUGCUGUGGGUCUUCAUUCGAAGACGAUGUGCAGGAUUUU
Eruca vesicaria subsp. sativa (arugula) is the source of this 2031-nucleotide messenger RNA. The record is from the annotation of a GenBank genome assembly. Lineage: Eukaryota; Viridiplantae; Streptophyta; Magnoliopsida; Brassicales; Brassicaceae.